GAUACUAUACAAAAAUCGAUGGCACUGCUAUCGAAGCUCAAGUACAGUUUAUGGACCGAUAAACCGAUGGAUGAUUUUGAGGAUAGCGAAUUGGACGUUCAAUUAUGGACAGCGGCGCUGAAUGAGUUGCGGACGAAAAUGGGUGGCAGAGACAUGUGUGUGUACUCCACUGUGCCGUGGUUGUUUGAAGAAUGUUACCUCUACAGGCGUGUUCGAGAGGCUAUGGUGAUCCCUCACAGAGCUACUGCGCUUGGUGUAAGUGAACCGCUGGAUCCGUUCGCGCAGAAGAAGCACACGGCAUGGGCUCAGAGCGCAGCGCCAGUGGCAACUGCUACUGAGAGGUAUCGGAAGAGUCGCCAAGACGAGCGCUCCUAUGACGAACAACUGGCAGGUCUUAUAUUGGCUUCACUAUGGGGCAACAGGAACGACCUCUCACUGCAUAUCAACACUGCAGUGGACAACUCUGCAGUAGAAACUGAUGUCACGGAGUACAGUAGCAGCCAUGUGCUCGUCGAUCACGUCUCGGCUAUUGUGGAGUGUGUCAAGGAUAUAGGCGACGAGUCCGCUCGCAUAGACAUAAUUCUUGAUAAUGCUGGGUUUGAGUUGUUCAAUGACCUGCUCUUAGCAGAUCACCUGACGCGAGCGGGUAAGAAUGUCAAAGUGUACCUACACGUCAAGCAAUUUCCCUGGUUCGUUUCCGAUGCUACUGAGACCGAUGUCAUGCAAACAAUAGAUGAAAUGCGGAGAAGUGAAAACGAAGAUAGCCAAUGGUUGGGCGGUCGGUUGAAGGAGAAUUUAGCGUCGCAGAAAUGGGUGAUAACUACUCACACCUUCUGGACUCUGUGGAAUGACUACCAUCAUAUGGAAAGUGUGGCACCCGAUUUGUUUGCGGAGUUGAGCAAGUCGCAACUGCUGAUAUUCAAAGGCGACCUUAACUACCGGAAGCUACUUGGGGACAGACCCUUUCCUGCCCGGGAAGCCUUCGCUGAUUGUGCCCCGAAGUUCGGCAGUGCACCCUACUGUGCGCUGCGCACAAACAAAUCCGAGGUUAUCUGUGGUUUGAGUGAAGAGACUUUAGCUUCUGUUAGCGAUGGCCCCAACAACGACUGGAUGGUCACCGGAGACUACGGGGUGGUGCAAUUUUAUCCAGCCCCGUAGUCGUGGUGUGGUUAUUGUACGUCCUUGCUGUGCUAUGUAGUGCCAUCUUGGUCAGGUACAGCCUUAGUGUAACACUUUGCAGUAUGUCGGGGGCUCUGCACUUUUCCGGCAAAGCGGUGGUGAUAUUACGACCGUGCCUUGAGCUGAAGGACUCCUGUACUUCCGUUCUGUGCCGUAAUUUUGAUACUCUGUGAGAAUUACCCGCCGCAGCAUUGGUGUUUAAGUCUGGACUUUGCAUAAAAAAUGAGAAUAUGCUGCCCGUACUGUAGUCGUGGUACAGUCUCAGUACCGGCGAAUACCGUGUACCUAAGUAGAGGUCUGGUGUGUUCAUGCAAAUCAGAACAGUUACAUUCACUUUGCCUUAGCAGUGGUGUGAUUAAUCCCCG
Molecule: messenger RNA, 1544 nt
Organism: Sphaeroforma arctica JP610
Lineage: Eukaryota; Ichthyosporea; Ichthyophonida
Exons: 8
Coding region: 19-1158 (379 amino acids)
Biological process (GO): DNA damage response
Cellular component (GO): nucleus; cytoplasm
Molecular function (GO): phosphatase activity
Source: RefSeq, a predicted model, not a curated record